This is a messenger RNA of Arabis nemorensis, 1590 nucleotides long. Lineage: Eukaryota; Viridiplantae; Streptophyta; Magnoliopsida; Brassicales; Brassicaceae. The record is from the annotation of a GenBank genome assembly.
AUGGGUUGGUUUAACAAGAUAUUCAAAGGCUCUAACCAAAGGCUCCGGGUGGGGAAUGAGCACAAUCACAAUGGUUAUUACGGGAAUUAUCCGAAUGCAUGUUCUUCACAUGAUGAGCCAAGUGCAGAUACGGAUGCUGAUCAUGAUGAUAAUCAUACACAGGAGCCAUCUACAUCUGAGGAUACAUCGAAUGACCAGGAAAAUGAAGACAUAGACCGUGCAAUUGCAUUGUCUCUUUUAGAAGAGAAUCAAGAACAGACAAAUACAGGCGGUGGGAAAUACGUGGAUGAAGAUGAGCAACUUGCUAGAGCCAUACAAGAAAGUAUGAUAGUCGGGAAUUCUCCGCGUCACAAAAUUGGAAGUACAUAUGAUAAUGGGAAUGCAUAUGGAACUGGAGAUUUGUAUGGUAAUGGACAUAUGUAUGGAGGAGGAAAUGUAUAUGCAAAUGGAGAUAUUUAUUAUCCAAGACCUAUUGCUUUUUCAAUGGAUUUCAGGGUUUGUGCUGGCUGCAAUAUGGAGAUUGGUCAUGGAAGAUUUCUGAAUUGCCUUAAUGCAUUGUGGCAUCCAGAAUGUUUUCGAUGUUAUGGUUGCAGUCAUCCGAUUUCUGAGUACGAGUUCUCAACAUCUGGUAACUACCCUUUCCACAAGGCUUGCUACAGGGAGAGAUAUCAUCCAAAAUGUGAUGUGUGCAGCCAUUUUAUUCCAACAAAUCAUGCUGGUCUUAUUGAAUAUAGGGCGCAUCCCUUUUGGGUCCAAAAGUACUGCCCUUCCCACGAACACGAUGCUACCCCAAGAUGUUGCAGUUGUGAAAGAAUGGAGCCAAGGAAUACGGCAUAUGUUGAACUUAACGAUGGACGGAAACUUUGCCUCGAGUGUUUGGACUCAGCGGUCAUGGACACCAGUCAAUGCCAACCUUUGUACUUACAAAUACAAGAAUUCUAUGAAGGACUUAUCAUGAAGGUAGAGCAGGAAGUUCCACUCCUCUUGGUUGAGAGGCAAGCACUUAACGAAGCCAGAGAAGGUGAAAAGAAUGGUCACUAUCACAUGCCAGAAACAAGAGGACUUUGCCUUUCAGAAGAACAAACUAUUAGUACUGUAAGAAAGCGAUCAAAGCAUGGCGCAGGAAAUUGGGCUGGGAAUAUGAUUACAGAGCCUUACAAGUUAACACGGCAAUGCGAAGUGACUGCCAUUCUCAUCUUAUUUGGGCUCCCUAGGUUACUCACUGGUUCGAUUCUAGCUCACGAGAUGAUGCACGCAUGGAUGCGGCUUAAAGGAUUCCGGACGCUGAGCCAAGACGUUGAAGAAGGUAUAUGUCAAGUGAUGGCUCAUAAGUGGUUAGAAGCCGAGUUAGCUGCUGGUUCAAGUAACAGCAAUGCCGCAUCAUCUUCAUCUUCUACUUCUAGAGGACUGAAGAAAGGACCCAGAUCUCAAUACGAGAGGAAGCUUGGUGAGUUUUUCAAGCACCAGAUCGAGUCUGAUGCUUCUCCGGUUUAUGGAGAUGGUUUCAGGGCUGGGCGGUUAGCGGUUCAGAAGUACGGUUUGCGAAAAACACUUGAGCAUAUACAGAUGACCGGGAGAUUCCCGGUUUAA